Drosophila montana is the source of this 1636-nucleotide messenger RNA. RefSeq lists its product as uncharacterized. The record is from RefSeq and is a predicted model, not a curated record. The transcript is spliced from 2 exons. The coding region runs from base 69 to 1397 and encodes 442 amino acids. NCBI's taxonomy places the organism in Eukaryota, Metazoa, Arthropoda, Insecta, Diptera, Drosophilidae.
AGGCCAGCACAAAGCUCGAGAAGAUCUAAGUAAACAAAGAAAAAAUAUAUAUAAAUAGAGCGAUUGCCAUGCAAGCACAAUACCAAAUGCCACUUUCCACAUCUCCACAACAACCGAAAGGAGUCAAUUUAUUGCAAUUGCACGCACUGCAUUGGCUAUACGCACAUGCGCAGCAAAAUAUGACCGCCAAUUGCCACGUAGCCGGAGCUCCGUCGUUUAAUUAUGCCCAGCCAAAUAUGAAUUAUUUCGCGCCACCGCACAACGGCCUGGCCCAGCUGCCGUAUUUGAAUUUCAAUCCGCAGGGCGCCAUUGGCGGCAUUAGGCAGCUGUAUAAUCAUGCGCAGAGCGCCAGCCAAAAUGUUGCCCAACCCUGCGUUCAUAUCCAGCAGCCGCCCAGCAUGAGCUUUAGCCCUGGUCAGCCCCAUCUCUACCAGAGCUGUGCCAUUCAAACGGCAUAUGGCUAUGCGCCGUAUAAUAUGGCCUACAUGCCGCUGCCACCUCCGCCGCCCCUUCUGGCACAGCAGCCUGUGGUGUACGUUGGCGGAGCCCAGGGCAUGCAUACCUUGUGCAACAAGCCCAGCACGGCUAACUGCAGCGUGCCCGUGGUGCAGCCGAAAGGCAAGCAUGUCUAUGUGAAUGGAGCACUCUAUAAUACGGAGUUGCUGGAACCGCCAUUGGAUAGUUUCAAUUCGGCUGGAGAUCCGGAUUAUCCGGCAAAUCCGCUAUUGCAAAAUGUGUCCGUCGAUGAGGACACCGUCGACACCGAGGAUGGUUACGAUCCGUUGGACGACGCCAUGCCAUCGACAUAUGGUAUACGAUUCUACAAUCCGAAUUAUGGGCCCGAGGGCGCCAUACCGCCGCGAUUCCAGAGGCAGAUGUACAAUCGGAAUGCCAAUAUAAAUGCUUGGCUCUCGUCGAAGCAGCCGGAGGGCGGCGUGCCGCGAUUUCGGGAGCCAUGCCCAAUGUUUCAUGGCCCAAACGAGAAUCCAAUGGGCCGCAACAAUAGGGGCAAACAGGAGGCGGGCCAGGAGCUGAAGGAUGCCGACACAGCGGCUGCUCAACAUUAUAUCGCCUCCAUGUCGCCAAAUUCGAAGGCCAAACGCCGUCAGGGACGCAGUCGUCCACGGGGCUUCACACAAUCAUUUGGGAUCGUUGCGCCCAUCAAUCAUAACAAUUAUACGGCCAAGGAUAAUAUGGUGGCAGCCAAAAAUGUUUUAUCCUUAUUCGAUAAGAAGCCGUCGCCCACCAGAAAAUGGGAUGACCUUGAUCCGGACAAAGGCAACAUCAAUGUGGACUGGCCGCAGCCCAACGAUGUCAAUAAAACGGGACCAAACAAUAAAUCCCAAGCUAAACGUAACAUUUAUUCAAAGGAACCAACUGAUCAUUACCUCAACUAAUCUCUGGUCUCAUAAUUUAAGACAUCAGCAUAUCAUAUUUAAACAUAUUCUAUAACUUGGCAGUUAAAAACUGCGCACUCUUUGCAAUAAACAAAAAAGGGGCAGCCCCUUUUACACUUAAAAAAAGAUAUACAAUCGCAAACAAUUCGAUUUAAAGCUUUAAGUCGUAAGAUACCCGAAUACCUUAUAUCUUAUAGACAUUAGACCUUAAAUUUGAAAAUAUAUACUUGCACCAGCGA